CUCCGUGUGAGCUGGGCUGGAUGUCUAUUGAUUGGAAAACAACGGGCUGUGGGAGGACAGGACAGACAAGGGUGGCUGUGGGCUAACGGGUGAGGGACGGGAUACAGACCAAAGCUCAGACCACGCUGCCAUCUUUACUUCCCCCUCAUAUUUUUUCUCUCUCUUCCACACUGGAAUGAAUGUAACUGCUGCUGCUCAUCUGUCGCUGCGAAGGAAGGCACAGAUUCUCCUGGUCUAAGAAGAUCCUGCCUACACACCGCAGCCAUAACAAACAGCGGCUCGUCCACUGCAGGGCUCGGACAUUAACCGUACGGGGGACACCAUGGAAGCCCCUCUCGUGUGUUUGGAUGAGGAGUUUGAGGAUCUCCGGCCCUGUCAGAUGGAUGAGCUGGACCAUCCAGCACUGGAUCACUCCCCUUACUCCCCGCCCCCCACCACCACCACUGUUCCCCUGGCCCCCAUCACCCGGGAGGACUUCUCUGAGCUGGAGAACUUCUCUGAGAUGAUGAGCUUCAAGUCGAUGGAGGACCUGGUCAACGAGUUCGACGAGAAACUCAACGUCUGUUUCCACAAUUACAACACCAAGACGGAGGGUCUGGCGCCCAUACGCAACCAGUCACACAGCCAGGAGGAUGAGGAGCGACUGCAGGACGAAGAUGUGUGGGACGCUUUAACUGACAACUACAUCUCCACCUGGGACGGCCCUGACUCAGAGGGACUGAACGGCAAUCUGUCUGACCAGGAGAUCCACGAAAAAGAGGAGGAAGAGAUGAACGAGAAGAAUGACAACGCCAAAUGCCUGAAUGAGGAGCCUCUCAUCACAGCUGAUCAGGUGUGUGUCAUUGAGGAGAUAGUUGAGAUGAUGGAGAACUCUCCGGAUCCUGGCGAAACUGAGGAGGAGGAUGAGGAGGAGAGCAGCCACUGCUCCUCCAGGACUAGCCCCUCGUUGCUGGAGGAGAUCAGACAGCUGUCACAGGCCUCCAACAACAACUGCUCCUACGAAGGCCUGAGCCUGAUGCCCAGCUCAGCACUGGUGGAGCUGCUGCACCGGGUGGAGGCUGCCAUCCGCGAGUACUCAGAGGAGCUGGUCAGCCAGCUGGCCCGGCGCGACGAGCUGGAGUUUGAGAAAGAGGUAAAGAACACGUUCAUCACGGCCCUGAUGGAAGUGCAAAACAGGCAGAAGGAGCAACGGGAAAGCAGCAAACGCCGACGCCGGGACAAGGCCCUGAGCCUGCAGGGGGGUGGGACGCAACCUGUGAACGGAGGGAACACAGGCUCCAUGGCACGCACGGAGAAGACAGGGAGCAUGCCUGUCAAGCGUUUCAGCAUGGAGGGACUGUCCAGCAUCCUGCAGACAGGAAUCAGACAGACAUUUGGAAGCACAGGGAAUGAGAAACAGUAUCUAAACACAGUAAUUCCAUAUGAGAAGAAAAGCGACCCUCCAUCUGUUGAGGACCUGCAGAUGCUGACAAAAAUUCUUUAUGCCAUGAAGGAGGACAGUGAGAAGGUGCCUACACUGCUAACUGACUACAUAUUGAAAGUCUUGUGUCCUACCUAAAGCACCAGCAUGCCAGGGGCCACAACGUGAUGGAGACAUCUUCCCCCGAGGGCCUUUCCAACCCUCCUCGCCUCUGGCCCCAAGCUGCAUGACAUCCCCUGUUUUACCAUUAUCAACCAUGGAUCCUCACCAUCGACAUUAUCGUAUUCACCUCGACUAUGACUACUGCCUUUUGCUGAGCUCACCCUCUCCCUCCCUGCACAUUACAUUCAGGUCUAGACCCACAUCUUAAUACUUAAACAAGUGGGAUGGGCAAUCCCAUUUUAAAGGACUUCACUAAUGGAGCAUGACAUGUUGUUAACGAUCACAACACCACUUUGGUACAGGGAUACGAUGUUAUCACUGCUUUCUUUUCUUUAAUUUCUUUCCUUUUUUUGUUUUUCUUUUUUCUUUCUUUCCUCUAACAGAAUUUCAGUGUUGCCAAGUUUUGAGUCUUAUUCAUACACUGAUCUCUUAACCACAGUUGUUUAUUCAUUGAUUCAUGAGGACUACACAGUGAGAGAAAUGAAAUGCCAUCCUGCAUCCACAACCGAUCAUCCUCCUGUACUGUUUCAGAUGAAAAA
Seriola dumerili (greater amberjack) is the source of this 2121-nucleotide messenger RNA. It is a transcript of the gene fez1, whose product is annotated as fasciculation and elongation protein zeta 1. The record is from RefSeq and is a predicted model, not a curated record. The transcript is spliced from 10 exons. Gene Ontology annotation, cellular component: cytoplasm; axon. The coding region runs from base 323 to 1558 and encodes 411 amino acids. NCBI's taxonomy places the organism in Eukaryota, Metazoa, Chordata, Actinopteri, Carangiformes, Carangidae.